AUGGAUUCCAAAAUACCGAAACCUUCGUUUCUUAAGAAACCGACGGGUCCUCUCAGCCUACCCGGCAAUGCACGGUUACCGUUGAGCAGAGAUUUGCUAAAUCUGCCACCCAUGGGUAACAAUUCGACAAUGUUGGCCGUAAAAAUGCGAACUUCACCGGAGCCGCGGCGGCCCAACCAAGCCGCUGGCUUUAACCGUGCCAAACUACGUCGCAGCCGGUCAGCGACGGAAUUGAACCGGAUCGACUUCCAUCGUCCCAAGUAUGUGUCGGCGCUUAGCACAAUCCCAUCGAAGUCGGGCAACAUCACGGCUGCGACGGUGGCAAUGAUGACGAACAGUGAGCUGGUGCGUCCUGUAAGUGCCAACACCGGUCUAGGAAGAGGCGCAGGUGGUGGCGGAGGUGGUGGUGGAGGUGGCGGAUUAAUGCGAAGAAGUCGUUCGGCGUGUGACAUCACCAGAAGACCGAACGAAUCAACUGCCUCUUCAGCAACAACCACAUCGUCGGUCAGCUCAACAACUGGCCUGAAACGUCAACCAACGUCGGCCAAUGGUAGCUCCGGUGUUCCUGCGAAGAUGACGAAGAUGGGCAUGAUUCCACCAUCGCGUGUCGGUUUGACCAAAACUCCCUGUAAUAAGAAUGUAAAGCCUCCUUCGAACGCUCCAGCAGUCACCACUUUGCGCAAGGCUGCCCCCAUCACCAAGGCAACCAACGCACCCGUUAGGCGAGAAAUCGGCGCCGGAAGUUCGAAGGUGGUUCCGGUAACAAAUGGUCCGAAAGCAAGCGGCGCGGCUCCUAAGGGGCCCAGUAAGACGAUGACCAAACGGAUUCCGCCCUACGACUACAAGGCCCGAUUUGCCAACCUGCAAGAGAAACAUAAGGUUCUGUUGGAGAAGUACGAGAAACUUCACGAAGAGCAUGCCAGUCGCGAGCAGAUACAGGAGCUAUACGACGAUUGUAGCCGUGAGUUGGACGACUUGAAGCAGCAGCAUGAAGAGCUGCAACUGGAUCUGCAAACGGUUCGAGAGGAACGGGACACGCUGGAUCAAGCGAACCAGGAGCUCACUACGUCGCUUCAGCAAACGGAAGCGGAACUAAAACAAUACCGGGACAGGUUUGCUGCCACCAACAGCGAGCUGGUCGAAGCGAAGCGACUGCUGAAGGAGCUCGAGGAUAAGGCCAACUUCCUGGAGGAAGAGAAUUUUACCCUGCAGGAAACGAACCAGCGAAACGCGGAGCUGCUGUUUCAUGCGAACAUCGAGCGCAAAGACCUGCACAACAUGGUAAUGGAUUUGCGGGGCAAUAUUCGCGUGUUUUGUCGUGUGCGGCCACCACUGCCAUCGGAAGCGCAUCGGCUGGAGUGCUGCUGGAAAUUUCUCGACGAGCAGUCGAUCGAGCUGGUGGCCAUGGACAGUAGCAAUAAGCGGUACGAGUUCAGCUUCGAUCACGUGUUUCACUCGCGCACCCAACAGGAAGACAUCUUCGACAACGUUUCGCCCCUCGUCCAGUCCGCCCUGGACGGGUACAAUGUGUGUAUCUUUGCGUACGGCCAAACAGGCAGCGGCAAAACCUACACCAUGGACGGGGUACCGGACAGCAUGGGCGUUAUCCCCCGGACGAUCGAUCUGAUCUUUAACGCCGUCGCCGACUACAGACGCUUCGGAUGGGAGUACGAGAUACGCGUCAAUUUCCUGGAGAUCUACAACGAGAUACUGUACGAUUUGCUCGACACGACCGGCAUGACGAAGGAGCUGGAGAUCAAGAUGGCGAGCGCCAAGAGUAAAACCGAGGUGUACGUGUCGAACAUUAUCGAGGAGACGGUCACGUCACCGGGCCGGCUCCAUCAGCUGAUGAACAUUGCCAAGAUGAACCGCGCGACGGCAGCCACGGCCGGUAACGAGCGUUCCUCGCGAUCGCACGCCGUCACGAAGAUCACGCUGAUCGGCACGCACCCGGUGAAGGGGGAAACGUGUGUCGGGUCGGUGAAUUUGGUCGAUUUGGCCGGCUCGGAAAGCCCGAAAACGAGCACGCGGAUGGACGAGACGAAAAACAUUAACCGCUCGCUGAGCGAACUGAGCAACGUGAUUCUGGCGCUUGUCCAGCGCAACGAACACGUGCCGUACCGUAACUCGAAGUUGACCCACCUGUUGAUGCCCAGCUUGGGAGGUAACUCGAAGACGCUCAUGUUUGUCAACGUCGCACCGUUUCAGGAUUGCCUGACGGAGACGGUGAAAUCGUUGCGUUUCGCGUCACAGGUCAACUCCUGCAAGAUGCAAAAGGUACGCAAAAAUAAGAUGCUCAACAGCGCCUAA
Molecule: messenger RNA, 2310 nt
Organism: Anopheles cruzii
Lineage: Eukaryota; Metazoa; Arthropoda; Insecta; Diptera; Culicidae
Product: protein claret segregational
Exons: 2
Coding region: 1-2310 (769 amino acids)
Biological process (GO): microtubule-based movement
Molecular function (GO): microtubule binding; ATP binding; microtubule motor activity
Source: RefSeq, a predicted model, not a curated record